CGAAUGGCAGCAUCUAGGAAAAGAAAUGAUUGAAUAAAGAUAAUAAAAAAACAUGCUUAUUUUGUUUAUAGGUGUGAAUGUGGGUGUUGUGUGAACAUGCCCACAACUCACGAAAGACGAUGCUGUCAGUCAACAAACAUUGUAGAUGGAAAAGCAGAGGCAGAAGGUGUGCCUUGCAUCACUCUUCACGAGGGGUUUCAGGUGAACUGCCUCAACAUACAUGUGCUGGAGACGUCAUUCUAUGAGUUUAUACAUGACUAUGGGCCCAGAGAAGAGGGUCAGCAAAUUCAUGAGCUGUAUCGGUACCUGGCCUACAGACGUUUCACCAGAUGGGUGUACGGGCUCCUGGGAAAGAAAUUCAGACGGGUUAUUCCUUCGUGUGCAGUCAACGCCAUUCGUGAACAAUUCCCUUCUGAGGAAUACAGCGGGUUUCGCUAUCCUCAGUAGUGAUUUUUGCUAAGUUUCUUGCAUAAAUCUUGUUUGAAAGUUGACUGAAUACAAUUGUUAAAAGCCCUGUUUUCAAUAAAUUGUUUCUAA
This is a messenger RNA of Dreissena polymorpha, 537 nucleotides long. RefSeq lists its product as uncharacterized. The transcript is spliced from 2 exons. The record is from RefSeq and is a predicted model, not a curated record. Bases 97 to 447 code for a protein of 116 amino acids. NCBI's taxonomy places the organism in Eukaryota, Metazoa, Mollusca, Bivalvia, Myida, Dreissenidae.